Molecule: messenger RNA, 1959 nt
Organism: Cricetulus griseus (Chinese hamster)
Lineage: Eukaryota; Metazoa; Chordata; Mammalia; Rodentia; Cricetidae
Source: RefSeq, a predicted model, not a curated record
AUGGAUCUGACAAAGAUGGGUAUGAUCCAGCUGCAGAACCCUAGCCACCCUACGGGGCUGCUGUGCAAGGCCAAUCAGAUGCGACUGGCCGGGACUUUGUGCGAUGUGGUCAUCAUGGUGGACAGCCAGGAGUUCCAUGCCCACCGGACGGUGCUGGCCUGCACCAGCAAGAUGUUUGAGAUUCUCUUCCACCGAAACAGCCAGCACUAUACUCUGGACUUCCUCUCCCCAAAGACCUUCCAGCAGAUUCUGGAGUAUGCCUACACGGCCACACUGCAAGCCAAGGCAGAGGACCUGGAUGACCUGCUGUAUGCAGCUGAGAUCCUGGAAAUUGAGUACCUGGAGGAGCAGUGCCUGAAGAUCCUGGAAACCAUCCAGGCAUCUGAUGACAACGACACAGAGGCCACCAUGGCCGAUGGUGGGGGCGAAGAAGAAGAGGACCGCAAGGCUCGAUACCUCAAGAACAUCUUCAUCUCGAAGCAUUCCAGCGAGGAGAGCGGGUAUGCCAGCGUGGCUGGACAGAGCCUCCCUGGGCCCAUGGUGGACCAGAGCCCUUCGGUCUCCACCUCUUUUGGUCUUUCAGCCAUGAGUCCUACCAAGGCAGCAGUGGACAGUUUGAUGACCAUAGGGCAGUCUCUCCUGCAAGGAACUCUUCAGCCACCUGCAGGGCCUGAAGAGCCCACAUUGGUCGGGGGUGGGCGGCACUCCGGGGUGGCUGAGGUGAAGACAGAGAUGAUGCAGGUAGAUGAAGUCCCUGGCCAGGACAGCCCUGGGGCAGCUGAGUCCAGCAUCUCAGGAGGGAUGGGGGACAAGCUUGAAGAAAGGAGCAAAGAGGGGCCUGGUACUCCCACUAGAAGCAGCGUCAUCACCAGUGCCAGAGAGCUUCAUUAUGGGCGAGAAGAGAGUGGUGAGCAGCUGUCACCUCCUGUUGAAGCUGGUCAGGGACCCCCUGGGCGACAGGAGCUCCUGGUACCCCCAGUGGAGAAGCAUUUGGGCAUAUACUCAGUAUUGCCCAACCACAAGGCCGAUGCUGUGUUAAGCAUGCCAUCUUCAGUGACCUCUGGUCUCCAUGUGCAACCUGCCCUGGCCGUCUCCAUGGACUUCAGCACCUAUGGGGGCCUGCUGCCUCAGGGCUUCAUCCAGAGGGAGCUGUUCAGCAAGCUGGGUGAGCUGGCUGUAGGCAUGAAGGCCGAGAGCCGUCCUCUGGGGGAGCAGUGCAGCGUGUGUGGGGUCGAGCUUCCGGACAACGAAGCCGUAGAGCAGCACAGGAAGCUGCACAGUGGAAUGAAGACAUACGGGUGUGAGCUCUGCGGAAAACGGUUCCUGGAUAGUUUGCGACUGAGGAUGCAUUUACUGGCUCAUUCAGCGGGUGCCAAAGCCUUUGUGUGUGAUCAGUGUGGUGCCCAGUUCUCAAAGGAGGAUGCUCUGGAGACACACAGACAGACCCAUACUGGCACAGACAUGGCUGUCUUCUGUCUGCUGUGUGGGAAGCGCUUCCAGGCACAGAGCGCUCUCCAACAGCACAUGGAGGUCCAUGCAGGCGUGCGAAGCUAUAUCUGCAGUGACCACCCGUAUGAGUGUGAGUUCUGUGGCAGCUGCUUCCGGGAUGAGAGCACGCUCAAGAACCACAAGCGCAUCCACACAGGGGAGAAACCCUAUGAGUGCAAUGGCUGCGGCAAGAAAUUCAGCCUCAAGCACCAGCUGGAAACGCACUACAGGGUUCACACAGGUGAGAAGCCCUUCGAGUGCAAACUCUGCCACCAGCGCUCCCGAGACUACUCAGCCAUGAUCAAGCACCUGAGAACACACAAUGGCGCCUCUCCCUACCAGUGCACCAUCUGCACGGAGUACUGCCCCAGCCUCUCCUCCAUGCAGAAGCACAUGAAGGGCCACAAGCCAGAGGAGAUCCCACCUGAUUGGAGGAUAGAGAAGACAUACCUCUACCUGUGUUAUGUGUGA